AAUGUUUAACUUAUCUCACUCCAUCUUAAGGUAUUAGUACAAGCAGAACUGAGAGAGACCUCAAACACAUUUGGUUGGAUUUGGGAGAGAAGUCUGGUUGGAUUUGGGAGAGAAUAAGGCAGAUUCAAGACGAUGGCAAGCAUGGCACUGCAGUUACUGGGCUUCUUCAUAGCCCUUUUUGGUUUUAUUGGGACCAUUAUUGCCACGGUGCUCCCUCACUGGUGGAGAACUGCUCACGUUGGCACCAACAUCAUCACAGCAGUGGCAUACAUGAAGGGCCUGUGGAUGGAAUGUGUGUGGCACACCACUGGAAUUUACCAAUGCCAAGUCCAUCAAUCUCAGUUGGCACUUCCCCGUGAUCUUCAGAUUGCACGAGGUAUGAUGGUGACAUCUUGUGUCCUUUCAGUCCUGGCAUGUGUUGUUUCUGUGUUUGGCAUGAAAUGCACCCAAUGUGCCAAAGGGUCUUCAGCUAAAAAGAUGAUUGUCAUCCUUGGUGGAGUGGCCUUUCUGCUCGCUGGACUUACAUGUCUCAUUCCUGUAGCAUGGUCGACCAAUGAUGUUGUCCGAGACUUUUAUAACCCUGCACUCCCUUACGGGAUGAAAUUUGAGAUCGGCCAAGCUCUCUAUGUCGGCUUCAUCUCAGGAGGCCUGUCGGUAAUUGGCGGAAUCAUUCUCUUCUUUACGGCGUGUCAGAAGAACAUCGAUCAAGUACCCUACAUCCAUCCAUCACACACCACAAGAAGGGUUCCAAUGAGCAAGCCAACACCAGUCCAUAGAAGUAGCCAUUUACGUACUUGGUCAUCUUGGUCAUCUACAUCUCGCCACGGUUACCAGAUCGGGGACUUUGUUUGACCGGAGAAGAAUUGCUUCAUCCAUUUCAAACUUUGUAUUUAUAUUCAUGUUUACUGUAUAUCUAUAACUGGACAGACUUGUAAAUAUGUAACAUUGGGUCACAUUUUAUAAUAAUUUAUUAAGCUGAGGGCACAUGGAUAAAUCCUGUUGCUCUCCAUAUGUGGUAA
Hyla sarda is the source of this 1019-nucleotide messenger RNA. RefSeq names its product claudin 14 (gene CLDN14). The record is from RefSeq and is a predicted model, not a curated record. The transcript has a single exon. Bases 133 to 852 code for a protein of 239 amino acids. Gene Ontology annotation, biological process: bicellular tight junction assembly; cell adhesion. Lineage: Eukaryota; Metazoa; Chordata; Amphibia; Anura; Hylidae. Gene Ontology annotation, cellular component: plasma membrane; bicellular tight junction. Gene Ontology annotation, molecular function: structural molecule activity.